Molecule: messenger RNA, 3230 nt
Organism: Amphiprion ocellaris (clown anemonefish)
Lineage: Eukaryota; Metazoa; Chordata; Actinopteri; Pomacentridae
Product: sentrin-specific protease 3-like
Exons: 12
Coding region: 212-1870 (552 amino acids)
Biological process (GO): protein desumoylation
Cellular component (GO): nucleus
Molecular function (GO): deSUMOylase activity
Source: RefSeq, a predicted model, not a curated record
AAGAAGAAGGAAAGAGAAGAAGAAAAACAAGGGCGACAUCUGGCUGCUCCACACCUGACUUCAUUGAAUGAGGUUUAGCACCACUUAGUUUUGGUUCGAACCGAAUCCAAAAAUACAACGCUCGAUAUUGAGUCGGAGGCAGUUGGACCGUUAUAUAAAUCUGCGGGCUAAGGGUGACGAGCUGGCGCAGGUCGUGGGUUGUUCGUGGAUAAUGCGAGACAGUGGAGGUAGCCUGGCCCAGAACCGCUGGCAGGGAGAUCUGGGUCUGACUGCUGUGGGGCAGGACGACACAGGAGGAGGUGGGAUUCCUGGAGACCACCUCAUAGUCCCAGUGUCAGGCCACAGUGUUUCCAGCCCCAUGCACCUCAGAUUUGGGCAGAAAGAAAAAGUGUGGACAGGCGAGUAUGGAAACGAGGAGGAAGAUGGGAUGGGCAGCAUAGAGGCAAUAGGUGAUGAGGAAGAAGUAAAUAAUCUGGAUGGGAAAGAAAUGUGCGAGUUUGAAGGCAAAGGUUGGGAAAACAAUGAGGAUGAAGAAGAGGUAGAAGAGGACGGAAACCAGGAGGAUGUGGAGUGGGAGAUUCCAGAUUUUCCCUUCCAGUCCGCCGAGUACCCUCAUUCACAACAGCACCAACAUCAUGGACCACAACAGAAAGCAGAAAAAGUUGGUGUAGCCACUGUAGAGGAUGCUGUCUCCCAGGCAGAAGCAGGGGACUUGUUUAGGUCCCACCUCAGUAGGUACAAUGCUCUGAGGAGGCUCAGGCGCUUGCAGCGUUUGCGAUCCCAUGGAGGCCAUGGAUUUCGACUCACCCAGCACUGGAAGAGCUGGCGCCAGAGGGCCCGGUGGAUAAGCUCACUAGGACAUCGCCGGAGAGGGCAAAGGCACAAACCGUGCGGCAAGCAGAGGAGGAUAAAAAGCUAUCAGCGGUCAUCGUACAGUGAAGAAGAGGAUGAUAGCAACGACAAACAGUUCAACAUGUCGGAAAGAGAAAAGCAGAUAAAUGGGUCUUCUGCAGACAAGCAAGACGAGAGAGUAAGACGGGAAGUGGAGGUCAAACCAGUGGAGUUGGCUCUAACUGAGGAGCAUACAAGUUGUGUGAGUGGUAUUCUUGAAGAGUCUCUACAGCAGUAUGGCAGUUUAAUCCCUAUCCACGUGGAUGACAUCUUGGAGAAACUGCAGGACAUCUUCAGCGAAAGCUUCUCACAGCCACACAGGAAAGCAGUGGUCCAACAUCUAAUACAAUCCUUCCAGCGCUCGUCCGGGUCAGCCAUGGCUAAAACAUUCAGAGUCAACUACAAACGCCACGUUCUGACAAUGGAUGACCUGGGCACUCUGUAUGGACAGAACUGGCUCAACGACCAGGUAAUGAACAUGUAUGGUGAUCUGGUCAUGGACUCUGUGCCAGAGAAGGUCCACUUUUUCAACAGCUUCUUUUAUGAUAAGCUGAGGACUAAAGGCUAUGAAGGAGUGAAACGGUGGACAAAAAAUGUUGACAUCUUUCAGAAGGAUCUGUUGUUGAUCCCCAUCCACCUAGAGGUCCACUGGUCACUGGUCAGUGUAGACAUUCCUCGUCGUGCCAUCACUUACUUUGACUCUCAGCGGACCCUCAACAGACGCUGCCCAAAGCAUAUUUUUAAGUAUUUGCAAGCCGAAGCCAUCAAAAAAGACCAACAAGACUUUUUGACGGGAUGGAAAGGCUUUUUCAAAAUGAAUGUGGGUCGUCAGAACAAUGACAGUGACUGUGGAGCUUUUGUGCUACAGUACUGCAAGUGUCUGGCGCUAGGACAACCAUUCAGCUUUGGCCAGCAGGAUAUGCCCCGACUCAGGCGGCAAAUGUACAAAGAACUGUGUCACUGCAAGCUAACCCUGUGACCUACUAUCCUCACCCCAAUUUUUCCACCUGCUCCCUCCCUUAACCCUAACAAGACAGAGGGACAGUGAUACAACAAGAAGCAGACAAGUGAAGCAAAAUGAUUGGCUUCAAAAGGAGAGACUUAAAAAAAAAAUUCUCUGCCCACAUCCAGAGGAAUUACUUAUACAGUAUGUGAUGUCAUUGUUUCACUUUGUUUUGUCUGUCGUUGCUUCCCUCUCUUCACCCUUUGAAAACUCUGAUUUAAUUUCCAAGUCAUGGUUAUUCCUUUGUGGUUGACAGAGGCCAAGACUAGCUUCCUUUUUGGGAAUGUGCUAAUUAUCCAUCCUAUCAUUGUCCACUUAUUUUUCAGUCUGAAUGGGAGCAUGAAAAAUACCAUGAAGGUAUGGAAACAAUUCAGGCCACAGUUAAGUGCAACCUGACCUCUACUUUCAUGUAACUUGCCUGAACACUGAGUGCAGAGGUAGCAUGGGGUGAUGGCAAAAUGUUUUGGACCAAUCUGUGUAAACUUGUGGUUAAAUGGUACCAGUGAGUUUUUCAUCCAUCCAGUCCAUGCUCUGUCAACAUUAACAACAAAUAUUGGCACUGAAAAUAAAAUACUCCAUGCUACAGGUUAUUCGGAUGAUGUCAUCUAUCAGCACGUUUGCCGGUGUCGUACCAUAUGACAUUUCAGAUAUGUUUGGGGGCAAUUUCCACCAGUAUGUUUGACUGGAUUUAAACUCAUGCUGGAAAUAAAACUUAGAAUGCGUAGUUUAAUGCUGCCAGGAAGUGGAUUUUCUCGUGUAUUUUCCAAAGGGACAUUCGAAUUUCCACAUCUGUGUAGCACAACACACAUUGGCCCAUAUGCCAGUAACUUCUGUGCCUCUGCCUCACGCUCCAGAAAUACAAAUUCAAGGACUACAUGGAGGACAAAGGAUCUACAUCUGAUGCCGCCCAAACAAGCAGAAUGACAUAUUGGCCCAAAAAAGGGGUGUCUUUACAUUGCAUCUAUCUUUUUAAUGUGUUUUAUUGCUGUCAGUAAAUGUGGUGAUAUGCUUAUUGCUUUAAACAAUUGGUGUUCAUGGAGGACUACGAAUUUUUGUUAUUUUUUGGAAUAGGUACAAAAGAGAUCUUCUGGUUAGUAUGUCUUUGAAAAAGCCAUUUUGGUGAGGACCACAGCCGUUACACAACAGGCACAGUAUGUCCACAAUGGAGUUAAUAAUCUCUUCUUUUUAUAAUAAAAGACAAAUUUGUGGAUAGCUCUGUGUUUUUGUUUUCGCUUCUUUUCUUUGUUUUUCAGGAGUUGAUGCAACAGAAUUGACAGUUUUAUAUAUCUUCUACAACGCAUUAUGGUUGCUAAAAAUAAAAAUACGUGGCAAACAA